GUCAUCAACAGAAAGUCUCGGAGUUGUAAUCGCGAGGUCUAGGAGGCCGUGGGAUUUGGCCCUCAGAAAGGUUCAGCCCGUGGGUUAUAAAAGGAUCUGCUGAAUAUGAGUGAUGACAAACCCUUUCUAUGCACUGCUCCAGGCUGUGGACAGCGUUUUACUAAUGAAGACCAUUUGGCUGUCCACAAGCACAAACAUGAGAUGACACUAAAGUUUGGUCCCGCACGUAACGACAGUGUCGUUGUAGCUGACCAAACUCCAACACCAACCCGUUUCUUGAAGAACUGUGAAGAAGUGGGGUUGUUUAAUGAACUUACAAGCCCUUUCGAACAUGACUUCAAAAAGAUUGCAGAAGAGGACAUUAAAAAGAUGCCCUUAGAUUUAUCUCCGCUUGCAACACCAAUUGUACGAAAUAAAACCGGAGAGCCUUCAGCAGUAGAAAAAACACAUCAUGACAGCCCACUGCCUCAUCCAGAAUCCACUACAAGUGAUGACAAGGAAGUUUCAUUGCAGCAGAUUGCACAUCCUACAUCUACUAUAGUUCGUCCAGCAUCACUCCAAGUCCCCAGUGUACUCCUUUCAAGCUCAGAUGCUAAUGUUGUAAUACAGCAAGCACUACCAUCUCCAACAUCUAGCACUGUCAUUGCACAAGUUCCAUCUGCAAAUAGGCCAAUAGUCCCAAUUUCUGGCUCUUUCCCUGUCCUUUUACAACUCCCUAAUGGCCAGACAAUGCCAGUUGCUAUUCCUGCCACAAUAGCAAACACCAGUGUGCACAUGCCUACUACAAUACCACUUGUCACCGUUGUGCCUAAUGUUCCAGGAAUUCCAGGACCCUCCUCCUCCCCACAACCUGUGCAGUCAGAGGCUAAAUUGAGAUUAAAGGCUGCUUUAACCCAGCAGCAGCAUCUUCAGAUAACUAAUGGAGAGACCCAACCGGAGGAAGCAUGUCUCCAGUCACUACAGCAGCCGGCAACAUCAACUACGGAGACACCAGUAUCUCCAGCAAAGCCUCCCCAGCACACCCAGAGCACUGGCGGGAGGCGGAGGAGAGGGAUGAGCGAUGACCCUGAUGAGAAGAGGCGAAAGUUUUUGGAGCGGAACCGAGCUGCUGCAACAAGAUGCAGACAGAAAAGAAAAGUUUGGGUUCAGUCUCUAGAAAAAAAGGCCGAAGAUAUGAGUUCAGUAAAUGGGCAGCUACAGAAUGAAGUCACCCUGCUGAGAAAUGAAGUGGCUCAGCUGAAACAGCUUCUUCUGGCUCAUAAAGAUUGCCCCGUAACCGCCAUGCAGAAGAAAUCUGGCUAUCACAAUGCUGAUAAAGAUGAUAGUUCAGAAGACAUCUCUGUGCCAAGUAGCCCUCAAAAAGAGGCAAUCCAACACAGUUCUGUCAGUACUUCCAAUGGAGUCAGUUCUACUUCACUGGCCGCCACAGUCCUCACUCAAAUGGCAGACCAGAGUACAGAGCCAAUGAAAACACUAAUAGUCGCGGCUCCACCCUCCCAGUCUCAGCCCUCAGGAAGUUGAUUGGAUGGAGCUUGAAGUCAUGUUUUCACAUCUAACUGUAAAAAGGGAAAUGGGAACUUCCAUCCUUCACCAUUUAGGAGAAAGCUUUUUUUUCUUUGUUAUGUUUCCUGAAUUCAAAGCAGCAAACAUAACUUAAUUGGAGCAAAUGGAGAUGCUUGAGAGCAAAUGCCAGUUUCUUUGCAAAAUUCAACUGAAUGUCUUUUUCUCAUCAAUUUUAAUGUUUGCCACAUAUUUGUAAAGAAAACAGAAAUCUGUGGUUAUUUACAUUUGUCACUGCUGAAAAUUUUUAGAAAUAUAAAUUUAGGAUUAACAGAACUGCAUAAUUGAUGUGACAUUCCUACCAAACUGUUCCAGGGCUCAUGUUUGCUUUAUGUAAUUACAAUAACACUGCUAGUCUACAGUAUGAAAGAUAACUCCACAAAGUACUUAGACCACAGUUUCAGUAAAGAAAAGCGAACACCAUGCCAAACAGAAGAUCAGCAAACUAAUCUUGUGUUAAUAUACAUAUACUUUCCUGUAUGUAUGCCCAUUUGUAUUUAUUUAUUGGAAUGAGACACUAAACCAAUUUAAUGUAUAUUCUAUUUGUAAAGUUUUAUUGUAGAGUUAUGAUUUAUAAAGCUUAUCUGAGAGAAAAAGACAUGAGAUUUAGUAGUAACUAUGUUUAAUUCCUUUGCAUUUUCCAAUUUUACAUAUGCAGGUGAAGAGUUUUCAUUUUUUUUAUUUGUGUUUGUCUAUCACUUGUAAAUGUGGUCAGCUUUUAGUACUGCAUUUUAAUACCUGUCUUGUUACACUGUAUAAGGACUUGGGCUGAAAAAACAGCUCAUGUUUUGUAAGUAUGAGUGGUUUGGUUGCUUGUAGCUGUAACUCUGUUUUGGUUGAAUGUUCGAAGUUGUCUCAACCUGUAAUAGUCUUAAAGAGGAACUCUGGUUUAAAUAAUGUAUGUUUAAGAGUGAGUUUUGACUAGCAUUCCAUGUGCAGUUUGAUGUUAAAGAUUAGGUGAUUUGUAGGUAUAUGUUUUUUCUCAUUAUCCAAACAUCUGUAGAUGUUGAGUUUACUAAGUGUGCCAUGAAUGUUUCUUAUUAAAUUGAUAUUCACAGACUUUUCUUUGUAAUAGAAAAAUUAGAAAUGAAAAGUAUGUGCCCCAGUCGUGCGCUUUUACCUUGUAUAAAAUUACUGAAGUUAUGUUUUGUAAUUUUUUUUUUUUAUUUUUUUUUUCAUUUGUAGACAUUGCUUCAGCUGGUAUUAAAAUAACUAUCUGGGUUAGUAGUGUUGACAGAUUGCACUGUUAAAGCAAGUUCUCGAUGUUGCUUCGUUUGAACUAUCUCAUUCAAAGUGGUGUAAAAAUUGUGUUAAUGACAUAAUGAAGGGCACACUGUAUGUAAACAUUCCAGAGAAGAUGCACGUUUUCUUUUAAUGUAUUCCUUUAGAUGCGGUGGUAGAGGCCCAGUUAUUGUGCUUAGUGACUUUUGUUACCAGAGGAUUGAUCUUAAAAGUCCAGAUCAUUUUUUAUGAUAGUUAAUAUAAAAUGUUUAAAAAAAACACACACACACAUUAAAAGGACAAUGUUACAGGGUUUGAUAAAUAUGAUUAGAAAAACUGCAUAAUCAAUAUAAUAUAUUUGCCUUUCAGCUUUACAAUCAAUUAUAAUUUUACUACUGUGUAGUUUUGUAAGCCAUGCUGCAUUUCUUCUAAGCCCUUAUAUUGAAAAGUACAUGUAUUAACAGGUAAUUUGUACUGUCACUUUUGUGUGCUAUUUGCAUGAAUAAAUUCUCUAAGAGAAUUAAACCUAUUAUUAAACCGAAGUCUCAGUUAGGUCCGUAUCAUUUAUCAUGUUGACCCACCUUGAGUAAUAACCAGGUUCAUCACUGGUCUUAUACAUGCUUAAAUUUGGUAUUUUAAAAACAGGGUUUGAUGUUAAUGGCAAGUGUAGUGAAAUUGCUGUAUAAAAUACCAUUAAUGUAUUUAAAAUGUUGUAAUAAAAAAAUAAAAAAACUUUUCAUAUAUGUUCAAAAAA
This is a messenger RNA of Polyodon spathula (Mississippi paddlefish), 3535 nucleotides long. RefSeq names its product cyclic AMP-dependent transcription factor ATF-2-like. The record is from RefSeq and is a predicted model, not a curated record. The coding region runs from base 106 to 1521 and encodes 471 amino acids. Gene Ontology annotation, biological process: regulation of transcription by RNA polymerase II. Gene Ontology annotation, molecular function: DNA-binding transcription factor activity, RNA polymerase II-specific; cAMP response element binding. NCBI's taxonomy places the organism in Eukaryota, Metazoa, Chordata, Actinopteri, Acipenseriformes, Polyodontidae. The transcript is spliced from 12 exons.